UGAUUACCAUUUACGAUCCUUGAUUUAAAUAUUAAAAGUUUAAGGAAUUAUUUAGUCAUCUCGUGCAAUGAACAUAAAAUUAUGGAAGGUGAUACGGCGCGUUGCUGUCCAGAAAAGGUUUAUUCAUGACCAAGUUUCUCAAGGGAGAAUAAAUGUUAAAGAUUCUCAAAAUUCUCUGUCUACAACAAAUUUGGCUACUGAUACCACAGUUGAUUAUAACCAAUAUGCAAAUGAAUUACAUGAUUCAUUAAAUGAAGAACUGGCAGAUGCUGUGACACCACUGUGGAGGAUUCCAUAUACUGAACAACUCAAAAUAAAAAACCAACAAAAUUUUGAAAUCAUGGUCAAACUAACAAAAAAAUUGAGGCCCAACUCCAAUUCCAGUAAUAUUAUCUGCCAAUUGAAUGAAACUCUACCAUCGCCAGUUACCUUGCAUUACAGGAACAAAAAUGAAUUUCAUAUUCGUUAUGAUUCCAAUGGAAAGGCAGUUGUAGGACUUUGUGUUGGGCAAGCUUCUAAAAACACCUUACGGUGUAUAACUGCAGAAAAACUACUCAACACACACCCUAUUCACUCGAAUGUUGCCCGCCAUCUCCAGGAUUAUAUACAGCAUCAGUCAAAAUGGAAAAUCUGCGAGCAUUUCCAACGUGGUGGAAAUUGGAGGGGUCUUACUAUUCGUUCGAAUUACAAGAACGAACAAAUGGCUAUUGUGACCAUUCACCCACAAAACUUGACAAAAGAAGAAAUUCACGCCGAAAUGGAGCGGAUGAAAAAUUAUCUUUUGGCAUGCCCUUUGGGCAAUCAACUUGUUUCAAUUUACUAUCAGGCAUGUCCUCAUACGCGCUGCACUGCCGAACAGUCACCAUUCAUCCUAUUGCACGGACAGACGCAUAUUUACGAGCACAUCGGCGAUUAUGAGUUUCGUAUCUCUCCAGAGUCGUUUUUCCAAGUCAAUACGCAAGGCGCCCGGUUACUAUAUGAAACCGUAGCUCGUCAACUUGCUCCAGAGAGAUUGUCCACCGUUGUAGAUCUCUGUUGCGGGACGGGCACGCAGGGGCUUAUGGUUGCCCGCCAUUGUCGUGGCGUCAUAGGCAUUGAACUGUCUCGCUCUGCCGUUGAGGACGCCCGUUUCAACGCUGCUCAUAACCAAAUUCAUAAUGCGGAAUUCUUCGCUGGCCGUGUCGAGAAACUAUUCCGGCCCCUCCUCGGACAGUUGGAUGCUGCACCAGAUAUCGCCGUUAUCGUAAAUCCUUCUCGUGGCGGAGUCGGUGAUCGAGUCGUUGAGCUGCUGAGAAGCAAUGAACGUGUUCGUCAUGUCGUCUACAUCUCCUGUCAAGCCGAUGGCCCUGCCAUGAACAACUUUGUGAACCUUUGCCAACGGCCCACCCGUAAAAUGAAUAGUGAACCUUUUGUAUUGAGAAAAGCCAUCCCAGUCGACAUGUUUCCACAUACAGACCAUUGCGAAUUAGUUCUCUCGUUUCGUCGUUGACCGUUACAUAAAAUGUUCAAUAAUUAUUGAAAGAAUAUAGGCAAAGCGAAGGUUUUUAAA
Messenger RNA from Daphnia carinata, 1549 nucleotides. RefSeq names its product tRNA (uracil-5-)-methyltransferase homolog B-like. Gene Ontology annotation, molecular function: RNA methyltransferase activity; S-adenosylmethionine-dependent methyltransferase activity. The record is from RefSeq and is a predicted model, not a curated record. Bases 68 to 1489 code for a protein of 473 amino acids. The transcript has 7 exons. Gene Ontology annotation, biological process: RNA processing. Lineage: Eukaryota; Metazoa; Arthropoda; Branchiopoda; Diplostraca; Daphniidae.